Molecule: messenger RNA, 1485 nt
Organism: Vitis riparia (riverbank grape)
Lineage: Eukaryota; Viridiplantae; Streptophyta; Magnoliopsida; Vitales; Vitaceae
Product: hydroxyproline O-arabinosyltransferase 1
Exons: 8
Coding region: 139-1233 (364 amino acids)
Molecular function (GO): glycosyltransferase activity
Source: RefSeq, a predicted model, not a curated record
CUCCCAGAGAGAAGAGGCGACUUUCUCAAACGGCCACCUUCUUUUUCUUUCUUCUUCUUUCAUCUUCUCCUUCUUUCGCCUCCACCCUCUAUUCCUAAUUUCCUAGUUAGAGAAGCGGGGUGGUUUGUAGAGAGAGAAAUGGGUUGUGGGAACUUCUUUUACGUUCUUCUCAUAACCUUCUCAGUGGCUCUCAUCACAUACAAUAUACUCAUCUCUGCGAAUGCUCCUCUCAAGCAGGGCUUCCCUGGAAACCCAUCUUCAUCUUCAACCCCAUUCUCAGUUGACCCCAUCAUCAAGAUGCCCAUUGAUAGAUCAAAUCCCAGCUCCACAAAGGGGAAGAGGCUCUUCCACACUGCUGUCACUGCCUCUGAUUCUGUUUAUAAUACAUGGCAGUGCAGGGUUAUGUACUUCUGGUUCAAGAAGUUCAAAGAUGGGCCCAAUUCUGAGAUGGGUGGCUUCACUAGGAUUUUGCAUUCUGGUAAGCCCGACAAGUUCAUGCAUGAGAUCCCCACCUUCGUUGCCCAGCCUCUCCCCGCUGGAAUGGAUCAGGGGUAUAUAGUUCUCAACAGACCUUGGGCAUUUGUACAAUGGCUUCAACAGGCAGACAUUAAAGAAGAUUACAUUCUGAUGGCGGAGCCAGAUCAUAUUAUUGUCAAGCCAAUUCCAAACUUAUCCAGAGAUGGGCUUGGAGCUGCUUUUCCUUUCUUCUAUAUUCAACCUAAAACGUAUGAAUCCACCCUCCGAAAAUUCUAUCCUGAGGAAAAAGGACCAAUUACCAAUGUUGACCCAAUAGGGAAUUCUCCUGUCAUUGUUGGGAAGGAAUCUCUUAAGAAGAUAGCUCCCACUUGGAUGAAUGUUUCUUUGGCCAUGAAAAAAGAUCCUGAAGCAGAUAAAACUUUUGGUUGGGUGCUUGAAAUGUAUGCUUAUGCUGUUGCAUCGGCCCUGCAUGAUGUUGGUAACAUCUUGUUCAAGGACUUCAUGAUUCAGCCUCCCUGGGAUACAGAAAUUGGCAAGAAGUUCAUAAUUCAUUACACUUAUGGAUGUGACUACAAUAUGCAGGGUGAGCUAACUUAUGGGAAGAUUGGAGAAUGGAGGUUUGACAAAAGAUCUUUUGAUAGCAAGUGGCCUCCCAGAAACCUUCCACUGCCUCCACCUGGUGUCCCUGAAAGUGUGGUAACACUAGUGAAAAUGGUGAAUGAGGCCACUGCUAACAUUCCUAAUUGGGGGUCUUAAAAGAGAUUGGUGAGACGCUGCUGCUGUGUUAUAUAGGUGGUGAGGAUGAAGAUACCCGCACUCCCACUCCCACUCCCACGUUCACAUAUAUGAACUGUUUGUGAAAUUUCCAUGACUGUUUUUGUUUGCUUGGAUCAGGCAUAACCCAAUGAUCCCUUGAGUAUUGUAAUUGUAACUCUAAUAAUAUAUAUGGCCGAAGACAUUUUGUUCCGUCACCCAAUUUUACAUGAAUAGUCUUAAUUUAUUUAUUUA